Messenger RNA from Portunus trituberculatus (swimming crab), 1515 nucleotides. RefSeq names its product sperm receptor for egg jelly-like. NCBI's taxonomy places the organism in Eukaryota, Metazoa, Arthropoda, Malacostraca, Decapoda, Portunidae. The transcript has 11 exons. The coding region runs from base 1 to 1515 and encodes 504 amino acids. The record is from RefSeq and is a predicted model, not a curated record.
AUGAAAGAGAGCAAGAUCCUUGCUGGUGUUCUUCUCUUCUAUCUUGGAAAUCAUAUCAGAUUACCUCUCCUUUCAUUGCACAGGAGUGAGUCCUUAUAUAAUGUAUCAGUGGUGGUGGAGGACCUACUCAUUACUCUGAGACAGCGGCUGCCAGUGGUUGUUGCCUAUCUGCCCUGCAAUGCCCCGGAGGUGUGGCUACCCAAUGGUGUGUCGUCUCCCUUGGAAGCCCCAACUUUCAUGCGUUCCAGGCCACUCAGAGUGAUGUCAGAGGCUAAUGUUGAAUGUAAUGGAACCGUGUCUACCAUGAAAUCAUGGACCAUAACUAGAGUGGAGGGAGAUGGAGGAAUCCCCGUGGAAGAUGUCCUUGUUGAAGGAUUCAUACCCUCCUGGAACUUCUCAGAGCUUGCUCUUCCUGGCAAUUUUCUUGAUUAUGGAACUUACCUCUUCACAUAUAAACUCCAGCUUCUUGCAUCCAAAGUCUUCCCCCUCUUUAGAACUGCUUCUACUUACGUGACUAUAAUAAAGACGCCACUACAGGCAAUGAUCAUCAAGGGUGGCAUGUCUAAGGUGAGCCGAGGAUUUGGCACUUCCCUUGUACUGGACCCUCAUCAGUACUCACUGGACCCAGACUGGCCAGAUGACAAGAAUUUCACCUACACGUGGUUCUGCCGUACUCUUGCUGACCCUGAGUACUCAACAGUUGAAGAUCGUCCCCAGACAUACAACAGUCACUCUAUUCCUGAACCACUUUCUGACACAACAGGAGGAGAAGGAGGCUGUUUUGGCAAGGGACCAGGUUCACUUGAUUACAUGGUUGGCACCCUGCACCUUGACACCUCCUCCUUCACUCAUGCUGAUACAACUUAUGAAAUUCAAGUGUUGAUAGAGAAGGACACGCGUUUUGCUGUGUCCCGAGUGUCUGUUGAUGUCCUGCAAAAUCCUCCUCCUUCCAUAGAUAUAAAAUGUGCUGAUGAGAAAAGCUGCAGGCCAAUCUUCUCUGGCAUCUUGGUUAAUCCCUCAGCCCGGGUAGCCUUGCUUACCAUCUGCUCAGAAUACUGCCACAGUGACAUGGAGUACUCCUGGUCCAUCACCACCACUGAGGAUCAGCCAAUUGUGGAAGAGUCAACCUGCAUUGAAGACUGCCAGCCAGUGCUUCCAACUGGGAAAAAUUCAAAGGACAUUGCUAUUGGCAGUGAACUCUUCAGACUAAAUCCAGGUGUUGAGAAGUUUAAAGUGACCCUCACAGUAACCACAGAAUCAGGAAUUAAAGGGGAGUAUGUCAUGACACUAGUUCUCAACAAGCCCCCAGCAGGAGGGAUUUGUGAAGUGAAAUUGGCUACUAGACGUGCCCUCAUUGACUAUUUCAAAUUCACUUGCACUGGCUGGGUAGACCCUGAAGAGGCAGGAGUGGACCAAUAUGUCUACUUCAGUGAGUACUACUGCCCUCCUAGUCAUGUCAGUAUGGACAUGGCUGUUACAGAUGUCCACUGUCUGGGUGCCAGCACUGAUCCUUGA